Messenger RNA from Cokeromyces recurvatus, 1945 nucleotides. RefSeq lists its product as uncharacterized. The transcript is spliced from 9 exons. The coding region runs from base 202 to 1725 and encodes 507 amino acids. Lineage: Eukaryota; Fungi; Mucoromycota; Mucoromycetes; Mucorales; Mucoraceae. Gene Ontology annotation, biological process: double-strand break repair. The record is from RefSeq and is a predicted model, not a curated record. Gene Ontology annotation, cellular component: nucleus; site of double-strand break.
UGAAUACAUAUAAACAUGUAUAUUACUCAUAUUUGGCAAUCAUCCUUAAAUCAAGAAUGUGUCCAUUUUUAGCUGAAUUACUUAAUUUGGUUAAAAUAGCUGCUCACAAUUGCUACUGCGCUUUCAAUAAAACGACAACAGUGGAAAUCAUUUUAUUGACAUCUUUUUUCUUUUUUCCUCAUUACUUAAUAAUUCUAUUCGAUGACUGAUAAUACAAUUAGUCAUUUUGUUGUGUUAUUCACUGCUCAAAAACAAAAGAAAUUUAAAACUUGGCAAGAUGGAACUAUGAAAUACUAUAGUUCCAAUAAAAAGUUAGUAUUAACUGACGAAAAGGGCUACAAUAUCGAUAGAAAAUUUUAUAAAGGAGGAAUACCUGUGGUAGGCGAUGAAAUAGAAUUUGAUGGACAUAUUGUUACUAUUGAAUCAAUUGGAUCAACAGAGGUCGUUAAUAAUGUACAACCGGUAUCAUCCAAUACAACUGUUGUACGGCCAUCGAUGCCAAUAAGUACAUCUACGACUACGUCUACACCUAGGACUACGUUGACUAUGGAAACUACACCAACAGCAGUAGCGUCAGCUCAAAUUACCACUGCACCUAUAAUUUCCAAAAAACAGCAUAGUAGUCGUUUUAUUUCUAAAUUUAAUCCACCCACAAUGAUCCCUAGAAAAAGAAUAAUUAAAGUAGAUCCAGAAGAAGAAGAAGCUGAAAAAGAAGAAACCACAACUACUGCAGCAAUUGAGCCAAUGGAAAUAUGUGAGACUCCAACACAUGUUGAUAGUUCUAUUCCUACUAUAUCAAAGUCAACUACCUCUAUACCCAAUAAUGGAAUAUCAAGUCUCUUACCUACACAAAAGAGAGUGCGUGUGGGAUUAUCAAAAAAAACUUCUUCAGCUCUACAUCGUUCAGUUGUACAUAAUACCAAUACCCUAUUAUCUAAUCAACCUAGCAUGGCAAGUACCUCAUUUAUGGCUGCAUCCAAAGUUCUUCAUGUUGAGAAUGAUGCUGGCGCUACUUCUACUCCCAUUACAUCCACAGCCGCAGCAUUUGCUAAAAACCAGUCUUCAGGAUCUUCUGUAAGUAAAGAAGAAACUGAUACGCAAAUAUCGAUAAACACUGUAAAAGCUUUUAAAAGCCCAUUUGCAGAUGGAAAUUAUACAGUAUCAACUCUACAGUUUCCAAAUAGUAAAAAAGCAAUUGGCUUAUUAAAGGCAAAGAAAUACCCAAAGAGAUCCAAAGUUGUUCCAACAAAAUUCAAUAAUAUAAAUUUGUAUCGAGAAACGUUUAAAAAAAUAAUUUAUGAACAUUUAGAGAUUUUAUUAUUGAAUUAUGGAAUGUAUUUUUAUUCUGUCUACGAAAAAUAUGGAAGACAUAAGGAUGGACAAGAACUAGAAAGAACGAUUCGAUCUAAAGGAAUGGGCAUGUAUGUUUUAUGUGAGUUGAGAGGUGAUCAGAGAUAUCAAUCUGAUAGACGAUAUCGUAUAUUACUUAAAGGAAAUCGUGAACAUCAUUCAAGGUAUAAUAAGGAUGAUAUUUGGGUUAUUUCAAAGACGCCUAGCUUUGAGUCUAGUCAAACAUUUUUAGCACGAAGUACAUAUUUUGGGCCAUUUUCAGAUGGGUCAUUAGAGGUUGAUUGUAUUUCACCAAGGGAUUACAGAAUUUAUGAUGUUGGAUAUGUUGGAAGAAAGAGUGGAACAAUUACCGUUAUUACCUUAUAUCUUGAAUAAUCCAAAAAAUAACAAGACAAAGAAAAAGAAUUCUAUUGUUAACUUACCACCUACAUCCUUGGAAUGUAUUCAAUUAACGAGGGAAGAUCCUAUUGAUGUUCAAGCAAAGAUAAAUGAAACCAUCCAAUUUUACAACUUGAAUGAAGAUCAGAAAAGGUAUACAUAUACAUCUAUAUAAUAUUUAUAUGUAUGUAUGUAUGUAUGUAUGUAUAGAGGAUCA